CCGGUAAGCAUGUUAGUGCACGCUCAUCUCUCUGCUUAGACAAGUUUGCUUUGAGCACCAGUAUGGCAAGGGUACCGCGAGUGUUCUGACAAAUCAAUAGUUUUAUUUAACUGAAGUGGGCCGCACUAAUUGUUGCGUGCCGUUGUAUUUGCAAAUGUAGCUUGGGAAGAACACUUUGUCUUUGCUUGUUAUUCCAACAAGUGCUUUAUGGCAAAUUGCGUUUGGAAUAGUAAACGACAGUAGACUACAGCCACAAGCUCCCUUAAACAAGACAAAAAUGAAUAGCUUAUCGUUUGACGACCCGUCGCUGGAUAACCUGGACCCCAGCCUGUCUCUGAAUGAUCCCAGCGACAUUGACACGGCGCUACUGAACGACAUCGAUGACAUGCUGCAGCUCAUUAACCACCAGGACAUGGAGUUCCCUGGCCUGUUCGAUCCCCCCCAUUUCGGAGCGGUGGGCCCCCCGGCGGACGUCCCGGGUCUUUCCGCGGCCAGCCCGCCCUCUUCCUCACCUUCCUCUUCUUCCUCCUCUUCCUCUUCCUCUGCCCUGACACCUGGCAGCAUGCCUCACCUGGACGCCCUUCUGGGCCCGCCCACCACCCGUAGCUCCUCCCCUCCCACCAAGGCGUACCAGCCCCCUGCCUUCCAGCAGCCCCCCCUCCCCACCAUUACCACACCCAAAAUGCGGUCCACCCCCCCGACUCCACCUCCACCUGCUCCGGCCAAUCCGGAGCCCCGGCUGUCCCAGCCGCAGCAGUCCUCCCCGGCUUUCAGCACCGCCCCCCAAGCCUUCUUCACCACACCCCCGCAAACGCAGCAGCACCUGAUCAGCUACACCCCCCAGGGCGGAUACACAGCUGUCAGUCAAGCAGGCUCUGCCCAGCCUUUGUCCAGUCUCCCCGCCUCUCCUCAGCACAUCCAGCCAACCACCAUCCAGGCCCAGGUCCAGGUCCAGAGCCUGCCCACUCAGCCCAUGCUGACCACUUCCUCGAGUCCGCCCACACAGACCGUCGCUCCUCACGUUCAGCAAGUUCCAGUGUUGCUUCAGCCACAGUUCAUUAAAGCAGACUCCUUGCUGCUGACCACACUGAAGCCAGACUCCGGCACCAUGGUAACCACCAUGGCAACGCCCUGCAUCACCACCCUGGCCACUUCCACCACACCAGUACAGACCACCUCUCUGCAGGCCCUCAUGAGCGGAGGCACCAUCCUGACCACGGUCCCCCUCAUGAUGGACGCCGAGAAGCUGCCGAUCAACCGCAUCGCCAUCAGCGGCAAGCCGGUGGGCCUGCCCCACAAGGGCGAGAAGCGCACGGCCCACAACGCCAUCGAGAAGCGCUACCGCUCCUCCAUCAACGACAAGAUCCUCGAGCUCAAGGACCUGGUGGCCGGCACGGAGGCCAAGCUCAACAAGUCGGCGGUUCUGAGGAAGGCGAUCGACUAUAUCCGUUUCCUGCAGCAGUCCAACCAGAAGCUGAAGCAGGAGAACAUGGCCUUGAAGAUGGCGCACCAGGAGAACAAGUCCCUGAAGGACCUGGUUGCCAUGGAGGUUGAUGGGGAGGUGAAGACUGAGCUGCUGACCCCGCCUCCCUCAGAUGCCGGCUCGCCCAAUAGGAGUCCCUACUCUCACUGCAGCAGCGACUCUGAGCCCGACAGCCCUAUGGUGGAGGAGACCAAGUCAGCAGUGCAGUCUGAGACGCUGGCUGUGGGCGGGGCAGGUGCAGCGGGCGGGGUAGGGAUGCUGGACCGCUCUCGCUUGGCGCUCUGCGCCUUCACCUUCCUCUUCCUCUCCCUCAACCCGCUGGCGGCCCUGCUGUGCGGCGGGGCGGGUGCCACGGCAACCACCGGCACCCCGGAGCACUCUGGAACGGGCAGGACCAUGCUGGGUCUGGACGGCGGAGAUGGCUCUGGUUGGCUGGACUGGAUGGUUCCCACGCUGCUGAUUUGGCUGCUGAACGGGGUUCUGGUGGUCGGGGUUCUGAUCCGCCUGCUAGUGUACGGCGAGCCCGUGACCCGGCCCCACUCCGGCUCCUCCGUCCUGUUCUGGAGGCACCGCAAGCAGGCCGACCUGGACCUGGCCCGGGGAGACUUCCCGCAGGCGUCUCAGAACCUGUGGACGUGUCUGAAGGCUCUGGGCCGGCCCCUCCCCACGUCGCAGCUGGACCAGGCGUGCGCGGCGCUGUGGGCGGGGUUUCGGCUCUGCCUGCAGCGGCUGUGGGUGGGCCGCUGGCUGGCCGGCCGGGCCGGGGGCCUGAGGGCGGACCGCCCCCUGCAGGAGGACGCGCGCAAGAGCAGCCGCGACGCCGCCCUGGUCUACCACCGCCUGCACCAGCUCCACAUGACCGGUAAGCUGUGUGGGAGUCACCUGUCGGCGGUGCACAUGGCGCUGAGCGCGGUCAACCUGGCCGAGUGCGCGGCCGACAGCCUGCCCGUCGCCACGCUGGCCGAGAUCUACGUCUCCGCCGCUCUCCGCGUGAAGGCCAGCCUGCCCCGCGCCCUGCACUUCAUCGCUCGUGUGUUCCUGGGCAGUGCUCGGCAGGCCUGCCUCUCCCCCAGUGGCAGCGUCCCUCCCGCCAUGCAGUGGCUCUGCCACCCCCUGGGCCAUCGCUUCUUCGUUGACGGGGACUGGGCCGUACGCAGCACCCCCAAAGAAAGCAUCUACAGCCAGGCUGGCAACACCGUGGACCCCCUGGCUCAGGUGACGCAGGCGUUUCGGGAGCACCUGCUGGAGAAGGCGCUGUACUGCGUGGCCCAGCCGCAGGAGGAGAAGACCCCCGGCAAAGGCGACGGGGAGUACUCUGACGCUCUGGAGUACCUGCAGCUGCUCACCAGCUCCUCGGACGCAGCCGGCGCCACCACACAGUCCUUCGCCAUCGGCUCCAACAUGGCCACCCUGACCGGGUGCGAUCCUCACUCUAAGUGGUGGUCCAGUGUUGCGGUGGUCAUCAUCAACUGGCUGCAGGGAGACGACGUGGCAGCAGAGAGGCUUUAUCCAGCCGUGGAACACCUGCCCCGCAGUCUGCAGAAUGCAGAGAGCCCUUUGCCCAGGGCGAUGCUGAGCGUGUUCAAGGCAGUUCGCGCUGCUCUGUCCAAACCGGAGAACUGCCAGCUGAGUCUGAGUCACAGUGAGCGGGCCAGCAGCCUGCUGAGGGACAGCCUGAACCUGGGACCACACUGCUACUGCAGCAACAUAGACAAGGUGGUGCAGCUGCUCCUGUGCGACCUGCUGCUGGUGACCCGCACCACUGUGUGGAGGCAGCAGCAGACGGUGGGGCCGGGCGGGGCUCUGCAGGCCACGCCCAGCGAGCUGCACGGCUUCCAGCAGGACCUCAGCUCCCUGAGGAAGCUGGCACAGACCUUCAGGCCCGCCAUGCGCAGGCUGUUCCUGCACGAGGCCACAGCGCGGCUGAUGGCGGGGGCCAGUCCCACGCGCACACACCAGCUCCUGGACCGCACCCUUCGCCGCCGCGCCACGCCCGGGGCCAAAACAGAGGAGAGCGAGACGCGCCCGGGCCAGCGGGAGCAGGCGGAGGCGGUGAUGCUGGCGUGCCGGUACCUCCCCCCCUCCUUCCUGUCGGCGCCGGGCCAGCGGGUGGGCAUGCUGGCGGACGCGGCGCGGACCCUGGAGAAGCUGGGGGACAAGCGCAGCCUCCACGACUGCCAGCAGAUGAUCAUUAAACUGGGCAGCGGCACGACUGUCACCUCCACCUAAAGACACGCGCACGCACACACACACACACGCAUGCUUGCACACACACUCACACACUCACACAUACUCACACACACACACAUACAAACAGACACAGACAGCCACCACCUGCAUACACACACACACACACCUCCUCCUAGAAAAGCACACACACACACAGGUCAGGUCUCUGAUCCCAGACGGCCCUCCAAACCCUGCAGCAGUUCGUACAGACAAACGGAGCGAAAGUAAACAACCACCCGGCUGGAAGAGGCCCCCACCCUUCAGCUUUAGUCCCCUCCCUUCUGUCUCACGCAUCAUGAGGUUGAGUCCCUGCGGUCCACGUUAAAGGAAGUCCAUGCAAACCAGUCCCACUCUUCUGUUUAUUUUUAGUUUUUAUUUAACUUACUUUAUGGAGGAUCAGUGUCAGUUAAAAGUCUUACAAGGGGGGCGGAAGCAUUUGUUAGUUUACCAUAUAUGGAACUGAAUAUGCUUUUUUUGAUUGGUGUUAUGGCUUUCGAUUGUUAUUUAUUUUAUUUAUAUUCCCUGAUUAAAACUGGUUGAUUUUUUUUUUUUUGAUGCACUGCAGUGACGGAUUUUGGCCACACGAUGGCGCAGGGUGUCCUGAGCUCAGAAAGGAGAUGGAACCUUACUGGAUUGCAAAGUUGUUGAAAGCUUUUUUUUUUUUUUCCCUUCUUAGAAAAGAAUCCCCUCCCAAUCUUUUGAUCUGAAAAUGCUGAAGUAAGAACUAGCCGUCUGGGCACACCUGUCUGUCCCACUGCCAGGGAGGUGGGCGCGAAUGUGAGCGAGCUCCUUUUAUAAGUUUAAUUGUACAGACCUUCUCUGCACUACCCUAGCUGGGCUUAAUUUUGACAAAUGAACAGCGAAAAGGCUUCAUGAGUUUGCUUUCUCAUAGUUUCUUUUGUGUACAUUUCAAAAGUGUAUUUAUAAUUUUUCUUAUAUGUUUUCCCCUCCGAUCAGUAUUUUUUCAUUGUGGAGUGAUACGUUCUGUUUCUCCAGUGGCCCAUGUUGGGAUACCGCCCUCUGGGGGCAGCAGGAAGUUAGCAGGAAGAAUGGAUGGGUUUCCAUAUAAAGAAAAUAAUUUGUCAGAUAGUCUGGUUAAAUUUCUGAUUUAUUCCACCAGUAUAAUUUCUGUAAGAUCACGGUGGUCUUCUGACAGUAUUUAGCUUCCUGUAUCCUCCUAAUAUACACAGAGGCUCAAUUUUAAAGUCUUGUCUUCCCUUUUUUUCUUUUUGGGUCCACCCAAGUAAACUGUUGUAAGAACAUUUUUGUGAACAUUGGGGCAACAUGAGAAUUUGUGGUCACGUUCAAGUUCCGCACGCUUGUGCACGCGUGGAACUGGAAGAGGUCGGCCGUCUCGAUGCACUUAAAAUGGCCACGGUGAUGACAUGUGAGGUGAGGACUGCUUACUUGUAGUUUAACUGAACACCAAGAUCCUGGCAACUACUGCAAAAUGUUAUUUAGGGGGGAAAAUAAGAACAUGCUUCAGUGUUACCGUUUACUGCCUGUGGUAAAUGUCUGUGUCAUUCGGUAAGAAUUUGGGAGAGUGAGGCUUCGUGAACCCCAUAAUGGGUGGAUGUACAGUGCGCCAGCAGUUAUGGACUAUUGUGAACCAUGCACAACUGAUGCCAGUGAGUCACUGCUAAUACAUAAGUCUCAUUUUGGAGAUUAAAGAGGCCUCACUCUCUCUUGGGGGAGAGAGACAGGUGCUAUAAGGUUUGGGAACCUGGUCAAAGUGUGGUUAAAAGGCACGAACCCCACACACAAUUUAGGCGGAGUCCUCGUGCUGCUGCGUUUCGUGGCUGAAGAUGGACAUUUAAUCCCUGGCCGUUUCUCCCCUCCCGGGAGAGCACGCAAGUCUGCUCCAGCCCGUUGGCCCCAACGCUGGACCUGCUCUCCAGGACCGCAGCGCUGACCUGCGAAUCCCGCACGUUCAUCUGCGGAACGGGCUCGACCACCCCUUUGAAAAGAGUCCCGAGCAUCUCCCGGUCUGACUAGCGAGUCCGUAGGGGGCCGUGCGUCACAGGAAGGUGGAAAGGUGUUUUUAAACAGUUUCCUCUGCUUCUCUUUGCCUGUUGAUUCAUUUUUGAGAAUGUAAAUAAAAAGAAAAUUUUGUAACAAGGUG
Messenger RNA from Anguilla anguilla (European eel), 5834 nucleotides. RefSeq names its product sterol regulatory element binding transcription factor 1 (gene srebf1). Lineage: Eukaryota; Metazoa; Chordata; Actinopteri; Anguilliformes; Anguillidae. Gene Ontology annotation, cellular component: nucleus. The transcript is spliced from 19 exons. Gene Ontology annotation, molecular function: protein dimerization activity; DNA-binding transcription factor activity, RNA polymerase II-specific; RNA polymerase II cis-regulatory region sequence-specific DNA binding. The record is from RefSeq and is a predicted model, not a curated record. Gene Ontology annotation, biological process: regulation of transcription by RNA polymerase II. Bases 278 to 3712 code for a protein of 1144 amino acids.